This is a messenger RNA of Chrysochloris asiatica (Cape golden mole), 2142 nucleotides long. It is a transcript of the gene MIPEP, whose product is annotated as mitochondrial intermediate peptidase. The record is from RefSeq and is a predicted model, not a curated record. Gene Ontology annotation, cellular component: mitochondrion. Gene Ontology annotation, biological process: peptide metabolic process. The transcript has 19 exons. NCBI's taxonomy places the organism in Eukaryota, Metazoa, Chordata, Mammalia, Afrosoricida, Chrysochloridae. Bases 1 to 2142 code for a protein of 713 amino acids. Gene Ontology annotation, molecular function: metalloendopeptidase activity.
AUGCUCUGCGCCGGGAAGUUCUGCGGGAUCGGAGCCGGGACAGCAGCUUUGCAAUGGUUGCACGCCUCGCGGGGCGGCCUCCUCGCUGGCAUCCGGGCCCGAGGGGUCAGCACCAGCUGGUCUCCGGUGGGCGCCGCCUUCAAUGUCCAACCCCAGGGCUACAGUCUGGACUUGUUCGGCGAGCGCCGGGGCCUUUUUGGAGUUCCUGAGCUCAGCACCCCGGAAGGAUUCCAUGUGGCACAAGAAAAGGCUUUGAGGAAAACGGAAUCGCUCUUGGAGCUAGCGAGCCGGACGGCGCCAGGCCCGCAGACGGUGCUCAUCUUUGACGAGCUCUCCGAUUCCCUGUGCAGAGUGGCCGACUUGGCUGAUUUUGUGAAAAUUGCCCACCCUGACCCCGCGUUCCGAGGGGCUGCUGAAGAAGCCUGUCGAAGCAUCGGCACCGUGGUGGAAAAGUUGAACACAAAUGUGGAAUUGUAUCAAAGUCUACAGAAACUGCUAGCUGAUAAAAACCUUGUAGAUUCUCUGGAUCCAGAAACCAGGCGAGUGGCUGAACUCUUUAUGUUUGAUUUUGAAAUCAGUGGAAUACACCUAGAUAAAGAAAAGCGUAAACAAGCUGUGGACCUGAAUGUGAAAAUCUUGGAUCUGAGCAGCACAUUUCUGAUGGGAACCAACAUCCCAAAUAAGAUCGGCGGGCAUCUCCUGCCAGAGCACAUCUGCCGCCACUUCCCUGUGGAUGGCAACUGUGUCAUCGUUGAUGGUCUGCAGGCCGAGGCACCAGACGACAUGGUGCGAGAAGCUGCUUAUAAAAUUUUCCUUUAUCCCAAUGCUGGACAGUUGAACUGUUUAGAGGAACUGCUCAGACACAGAGACCUGCUGGCCAAGUUAGUGGGCUAUCCCACCUUUUCCCACAGAGCUCUCCAAGGAACUAUAGCCAAAACUCCAGAGACGGUCAUGCGGUUCCUCGAGAAACUUUCAGACAAACUUUCAGAGAGAACUGUAAAAGAUUUUGAGAUGAUGCGACGGAUGAAAACGAAACUAAAUCCUCAGAAUGCUGAAUUAAUGCCCUGGGAUCCCCCCUACUACAGCGGUGUGCUCCGCGCAGAGAGGUAUAACAUCGAGCCCAGUCUAUAUUGCCCCUUCUUCUCCUUGGGCGCGUGCAUGGAAGGCCUGAAUCUCCUGUUUAACCAGCUCUUAGGCAUUUCCUUGUAUGCCGAGCAGCCGGCCAAAGGCGAGGUGUGGUGCGAAGAUGUCCGCAAACUGGCUGUGGUUCAUGAAACUGAAGGAUUGUUGGGAUACAUCUACUGUGAUUUUUUUCAGCGUGCUGAUAAACCACAUCAGGAUUGCCAUUUUACCAUCCGAGGAGGCCGGUUAAAGGAGGACGGCGUCUACCAGCUCCCUGUCGUGGUCCUCAUGCUGAGUCUUCCCAAGUCAUCCAGGAGCUCGCCCACCUUGCUAACACCCGGGAUGAUGGAGAACCUUUUCCAUGAGAUGGGGCAUGCCAUGCAUUCUAUGCUGGGACGCACUCGCUACCAGCACGUCACUGGGACCAGAUGCCCCACGGAUUUUGCCGAGGUGCCUUCCAUCCUGAUGGAGUAUUUUGCCAAUGAUUAUCGAGUGGUUAACCAAUUUGCCAGGCAUUAUCAAACUGGGCAGCCACUACCAAAAAACAUGGUGUCCCGCCUGUGUGAAUCUAAAAAAGUUUGUGCAGCAGCUGAUAUGCAACUUCAGGUCUUCUACGCCAUUCUGGAUCAGAUCUACCAUGGGAAGCAUCCCCUGAGGAAGUCGACCACAGACAUUCUUCAGGAAACUCAGGAGAAGUUUUAUGGGCUGCCCUACGUUCCCAACACUGCAUGGCAGCUUCGGUUCAGCCACCUCGUGGGCUAUGGUGCCAAAUACUACUCCUACCUGAUGUCCAGGGCUGUGGCGUCCAUGGUUUGGAGAGAGUGUUUCCUACAGGAUCCGUUCAGCAGGGCCAUGGGUGAGCGUUACCGCCGCGAGUUGCUGGCACACGGAGGCGGCAAGGAGCCCAUGCUCAUGGUGCAAGGUAUGCUUCAAAAGAGCCCUUCCAUCGACGACUUUGUCAGUGCCCUGGUUGACGACUUGGAUCCGGACUUUGAAACAUUCUUCAUGGAUUCUGAGUAA